Molecule: messenger RNA, 891 nt
Organism: Onychomys torridus (southern grasshopper mouse)
Lineage: Eukaryota; Metazoa; Chordata; Mammalia; Rodentia; Cricetidae
Product: coiled-coil domain-containing protein 121-like
Exons: 1
Source: RefSeq, a predicted model, not a curated record
AUGGACUCUUGGAUCUGGAAAGUGCUUGCCCAGAGCCCUAGAAGUACCCCUCUGCCCACACCACACCUUACUGUUUUAAAUGCCUAUCUCAAGCCAAAGUUGCUAACGAGGUUGGAGAAACAGGAGAAAAGGAAGACAGUGGUGGCACUGAAGGAGCUGAGCCAGCAAAUCCAAGAAACUAAACGCCGUCGGGAAAGGCUGCUGAAGGACGCCAGGCAGCUGCUGGAAGAAAAACACCGUGUGCAGGCUGAAAACCAGCUUUUCAUGGACUACCUGCAUGAAAACAACGAGCAGUGUGAAAAGAAACGGGAGGCACUGUGGAAGCAAUGUGCUCAGGAGUGUGGCGAGAUAGAGCGGAGGAGACAAGAACUGGCGUCCAGACACACCCAGAGGAACGCGGCCCUUGGAGCACAGCUCCUGCAGGGCAGAAAGACCCGGGAGGACUUAAGGCAGCAGCUGCAGGCACUGAAGACCGUUUACAUGGUAAAGGAGAGGCAGGACAUGGAAAUACAGACCUUGGGGAAGGAGAAAGAGAAAAUCUGAGGUGAGACAGCGGCCAAGGACCAGGAGGCACACGUCCGGUUCCUUCGGGAAAAGGCCCUGAUGGAGAAGGAGCUGCAAGAGUUGGACUUGAUGGAGCUGGGACAGAUCAGCACUAAGGGGCUUACGAGGAAGUACAGGGCCUUGGCGCAGGCCUGCGAGCAAGCUCAUUUUGAGUUCUGUGACAGUCUCCACAGAGAGAACCAGCAGCUACGGAAGGAGCUCCAGCAACUGAGUCAGGAGUACCGUAAGGUGGAAGCUGUGAGAAUCCGGUUGGAGAAGCAGCAGCAGCUGGCGAAGGAGGAGCAGUGGUAUCUAGAAGCCUUGACCAGAGGGCGGCAGCGGCUGUAG